This is a messenger RNA of Parus major (Great Tit), 4630 nucleotides long. RefSeq names its product exonuclease 1 (gene EXO1). Gene Ontology annotation, molecular function: metal ion binding; 5'-flap endonuclease activity; 5'-3' DNA exonuclease activity. Gene Ontology annotation, biological process: DNA recombination; mismatch repair. Gene Ontology annotation, cellular component: nucleus. The record is from RefSeq and is a predicted model, not a curated record. Bases 370 to 2793 code for a protein of 807 amino acids. Lineage: Eukaryota; Metazoa; Chordata; Aves; Passeriformes; Paridae. The transcript is spliced from 13 exons.
UGUUCGAAAGCCCCGGGGCUGAGCGGGGCUGGGCUGGAGGAGCUGCGGCUGCUCCAGCGAGGCGCGGGCAGGGGCCGAGUCUCCGCUUCCUUCCUUAGCCCCUCUCUCGGCCCCUCUCUCGGCCCCUCUCUCGGCCCCUCUCUCGGCCCUCUCCCCGGGCAGCACUGGCCCGUAACGAGGUACAGCCGCCGCCGCGUGGGGAGGCGGCCCCGAGCCGGGGUGCGUGGGGGCACCCGCAGGGGCUUCUCGUGGCCCUGCUCUGUGAGCUGACCUGACGGGCCUCGAGCGAAGAUCACGACUGACGGUCGAGGGCACAAAGCACUCGGCUUUGUGUUCGCUCUUUUCUUUUUUUCCCCGUUCUGCGGCAUCAUGGGGAUCCAGGGCCUGCUCCAGUUUAUUAAGGAGGCUGCCGAGCCUUCCCACGUGAAGAAAUACAAAGGGCUGACGGUAGCUGUGGACACCUACUGCUGGCUGCACAAAGGCGCCUACGCUUGUGCUGAGAAGCUGGCCCGAGGAGAGCCCACGGAUUUUUAUGUAGCUUUCUGUAUGAAACUUGUUCAUAUGCUGCUCUCAUUUGGAAUCAAACCAAUUUUGGUAUUUGAUGGAUGUACCCUACCUUCUAAGAAGGAAGUGGAAAAGGCACGACGAGAGAGACGUCAAGCCAGUCUUCUGAGAGGGAAACAAUUGUUGCAGGAAGGGAGACUGUCAGAAGCUAGAGAAUGUUUUGGGCGCAGUGUAAAUAUUACCCAUGCUAUGGCUCAUGAAGUUAUUAAAGCUGCUCGUGCCCAGGGAGUUGAUUGUAUUGUUGCUCCUUAUGAAGCUGAUGCUCAGCUGGCUUAUCUUAAUAAGGUUGGCAUAGUUCAAGCUAUAAUUACUGAAGACUCUGAUCUUUUGGCUUUCGGAUGUAAAAAGGUGUUUCUGAAAAUUGACAAGUUUGGAAAUGGACUAGAGAUAGAUCAAAGUCGGCUAGGAAACUGCAAGCAGCUUGGAAAUGUAUUUACAGAAGAGAAAUUCCGUUACAUGUGUAUUCUUUCUGGUUGUGACUACCUCCCUUCAAUUCAUGGAAUUGGGUUAGCUAAAGCAUGCAAGUUACUAAAAUUAGCCAACAAUCCAGAUAUUAUAAAGGUUAUUAAGAAAAUGGGGCAGUACUUGAAGAUGAAUAUAACAGUAUCAGAAGAAUACAUACAGGGUUUUACCAGAGCUAAUAAUACAUUCCUGUAUCAGUUAGUUUUUGAUCCUGUCAACAGAAAAUUAGUUCCUCUGAAUGCAUAUGGAGAUGAUGUUGAUCCAGAAACACUAACUUACGCAGGACGACAUGUUGGUGAUGAUACUGCUUUUCAAAUUGCUAUUGGCAAUAUUGAUAUCAAUACAAUGGAACAAAUUGAUAAUUAUAACCCUGACAUGGCACAGCCUGUGCAGCAGAGAAGCUGUGGCUGGAAUGACCGACGUGAUAAUCAUGUCAAUAGCAUUUGGAACAGAGAAUACAAGUUUGGCCCCGCUGAAGAUCCUGCUCCUCCUAAAAUGUGUUUCCCAGAGAAACCAAUAACCAAAGGCAUGGAGAAAAUAAUCAGUGUUAAAGGACUAAAGCUUGCAGGCAAAGAGCUCUUGGCAAAAAGGCCGAGGAGUGAUUCAGAAGAAAUAUCAGAUGGAGACCUGUUGAUGCAAUAUUCAUUUUCAAAAACAAAAAGAAUCAAGAAGGAGAAUGAUAAUGAUGGUCAAGCACAAAAGAAUGUGUCAGCAAUGAAAAGCCUUGAUUCUCCAGGAAUUUCCAUCACUCAAGACAGCUCUAACUCUGUACCCAGAGUUAGAAAUAAAUUUGCUUCCUUUUUACAAAAGAAAAGCAAAGAGAAGGAUGCUGUAAUUGUUCCAGGAACAAGAAGCAGGUUUUUCUGCAAUGAUGCAGUUAUGUUUGACAGUACAGCAAAGAAGGAAGAUGGUGAUCUAACUCAAGAUGCUGAGCAGGAUUGCCAGAAACAGGAAGUAAAACAGGUAGCUGAAGAUGUUUCUAGGUUUUCAGAAACUGAAAAAUCAUCACGGACUGUGUCAGCAUCUCCUGGAGAAAUGCAGAAAAGUUAUUUCAAGUGGUUUAGCAGCCUCAAAAGUAACUCAGGAAAUCUUGGUCCAUCUCAUGUUGUGUUUUCACAGCAGUUUUACCAACAGAGAAGCAACUGCACUGUAUCCCAGGAAGAUCAGAUUAAUGGGGCAAUGUGUGAUGAAUCAGAGGAAGAGUCCACCCCCUUAAUAGAACUGGAACAGUCAUCGCAGUCUGAUGGGUCUUGUGAGCCAUCAGAAUGCAGUUUGGAGUCUUCAGAAAUCCUACAAGUGUCCAAAAACAGCUCAGGUGAAAAGGAAUCUGAUUCCAGUUCAAAACUAAAUGAUGGUCGAUGUUCUCUGUCUCUGCUAUUUUCUGCUGCUCAAACUAACAAAAAAAGUACAAUCAUAAAGACCAAGGUUCCUGGAUUACGUAAAUCCAGUAAUAUGAAGUCACAUAUGGUAACAAAGCUCAAGCCAUUGAUACCAGCUAAAGUAAGUGGAUUAAGCAGGAAACUGUCACCUGUGCAGAAGAGAAAGGACUGUGAUACUGAAAAUAAGCUGGGGCUGCAAUCAGUGAAAUCAAUUGGUGACCUCUGGAAAAGCUUCCAAUUUAAAAGGGAGUAUGAAAAACUUCCUUCUUGUAGAAAGUCAGAUCCUUUGUCUCCAAUCAAAGAUAAUAUACAGCUCACUCCAGAAACAGAAGAAGAAAUUUUUAAUCGUCUGGAAUGUAGUCAUGUUCAGAGAGCUAUAUUCCAAUGAACUGCGUGCUCUUCAUAAUUGGAUGGAUUUUUAAUCAUUGUCAAAAUUUACCUUUUGGAUAUUACAUCAAAAAGAGGCUUUGAAAACCAGCAAUGUACUUUAGUCUGACUAGUGAUUUGUCAUCUCUUUUAUGAAGGUGUGAAUUGAAAGGUACAGUUCUACACCAACUGGAAUAAAAUAUUUCAGACUCCUCUGUUCUCUUAUUCAAAGUCCCCAUUUUUCUCCAAACACUUUGAGUUGCCCCCUGGGCAUUUUAUGUAGGUCUCACAUACAAUCCAAGUUUCUGAAAGAGCAGCAGUACAAGUUUUUGUCUUAAUUUGUAAUAAUUAAUAAUUUUUUGCCUCUUUCUUUUUUCCUUUUGAGGCUAAUCUGGCUUCAGUACAAGUAUAAAACUGCUGUUAAGUGUGCACAACAGUCUGCAGCAUACUUCCAGCACUCUGCUAACUAUUUCUUUUCCCUAUAAGGUAAGAGUUGCUCUCUCAACAGUUAGCUUUCUGUUUGAUUCAGUUGUGUUGGUGGUGGUAACAACUUGGGGUCUGCAGAAAGGAGUAUCACAAAUAUCUGGUCCCCAAAUUCUCACAUGAAUAGAAUGUUAUAAAAAAAAAAAAAGUACUCUUCUGUCUAACCUGUCUGUUUCAUAUUUAUAUUCUUCUCCAACAACAGACACCCAAAAUGCCAGUCCUCAGUGGUAGGGUUACAAAAUAGCAUUGUCAUCACAACAGGCCAAGCUUCAGUGUUCAACUAAAAGAAUGCAGGAGACUAGAGUCCUUGCUGUGUUUGAGUCAAUUACCAUGAAAUAGUAUGAUGGGAUUUCAGAUUUCUACCUUGCCAAUCAGGAUUUGAGUCAGUGUAAAGGUAUGUUUGAAACUUUUCUGUUUUUAGGAAUGGAUAGUAUUUCUGCGGCAAAUGAAGGUACAAAAAAGAUCUUAAUAUUUAUUUUCCAUUCCUGAGAUUAAUACUUUCACUCAGCCUUUGAGGUUUUUGCAAGAGUUUCAAGUUUGAAAUUACCUGUGAGAGGCAGAGGCUUUUAGGUUGCAAUGUACUUCUUUUUUCUAAGAGAAUUUCCGUCUAUUAAACUAGAUGAAACUAAAGUGACCAGCUGAAUUAAAUUACAAAGAAGCUGCUUAAAAGAAUGUUAUACAUACAUUUGUGGGAUCAGCCCUCUUUUUUUCUACUUGUGUGUUGAAGGUGUGCAUACAAGGAAUUGAAGCAAUGAUGCUCUAGGACAGGCUUUCUCUCAUUCACUAGAAAAUCCCUACAGCUGAAAAGCAGGAUUUUUAGUGUUGAUCUUCAGUGAGAAUUAUUUCAGGUAUGAUGUUACAAAUGUAGGCCAAGGAUAAAUGUGUUUCCAGUCAUAGAACAAUCACCUAGGAUAAAUUUUUAUGUGUUCCUACAAAUAUAAUAAAAAUGACAGAUUGAGUCUUUGAAGGGAAAACAUAAAAACACUUUAUUUUCAUCCAUUGCUUAUUUAUUGGCGUGGGAGUUGCAAGAUUAUUUUGUACAGUGCAUUCUUGUCUUUUUCCUGCCUUUUCAAUCAAAGGGCCAGUUGUUCCUGCUUUAGUGGAUCAUCGUAAGAGACACACUACUUGGUUUUGUACUAUGAAGGACAGGUGAUUUUAAGGGCUCUUAUCUUAUGUGCAAGCUACAUUGUUCUUAAAGCAGAUUUCUUAAAAAUAUUUCAGUUUAGUUCCCAAUUUGUGUUUUGGAGGUCUUGGGUACUGAUUUCACACUACAGAGGAUUCUUCUCAGAAAUAGAGGCAUCUGAUACAUUGCAUGUAAAUUACAUUACAUGUGUUACAUUACCUGUGUAAGCAUAAAUAGUAUUUUAUACUUUUAA